GGCUGGCCCUCAAAGCCAUUGCCUUUUUCAUGGCGCAGGAUACAGUCGAGACGAUACGAAAUUACCUGUGAGUUUGGCCUGGUUUCAUUUUUGUGGCUUCCUUCGGGGCAGCCUGCUCGCCCACGCGACAAUCGGCGAAAGGAACGUUGCGAGCCUGGUUGUACAAUCACACCUGUGACUGUUCAGCUCUCACUGCGGACUCUAACGCAGCUGGGCAGUGUACACCUGCCGUUUCAUCUCGUUUGAAGAGGCGGCUGCGAUGGCGGAGUCCGCGGCGGAACGGCCGGACCUGAAGGAGAUGGAGGAGGAGGACCUGUGGGAUAUGAUCAAUAACCACCGGCACCGCGUGUCCCUGGACGUCAGGCCCUGCAUGCUCAUCCCCUACCUGCGCCAGGCCCGCGUGCUCAACGAGCUGGACGAGGACGAGAUCCUCAACUGCAUGAAGUUCCCCAACCGCUCCAUGAGAACUAGCCACAUGCUGGACAUCCUGCGGACCCAAGGGUGCAACGGAGCCAUGGCCCUGCUGGAGAGCGUGAUGAUCCACUACCCGGAGCUCUACACCCACAUCACCGGCCGCAAGCCCAUCACAGAGCCCUCGCGCUUCUGCGGGCUGAUUAAGGGCUCGGAGCUGACGGAGUACCUGGUGCGGGCGGUGACCAGCAUGCAGCAGGAGCUGCAGCAGGCGCGGCGGGAGGCGGAGGCCGCGGGGGGGCGCUGCGGCGCGCUGCAGGGGGAGCUGAGCCAGGCGCAGCAGCGCGCCGACACGCUGCAGCAGCUGCAGACGGAGCACGUGCGGCUGCGCAGUCACAUGGCGGGCCUGCACCGCGACGUGCUCAAGCUGAAGGACGAGAAGUGCGACCUGCACGUGCGCUACACCUCCGCCGUGGAGGAGAACUCCGCCCUCAACAUCCGCUGCCGAGACCUGCAGCUGCAGAUGUACCAGCUGCAGUUUGAGCUGCGCAAGGCCCAGACAGAGACGGACUUCCAGAGGGAGCAGUCGCUGAAGUGCAGCUCCCCCAGCGAGGUGCAGCAGCUGAAGGAGGAGGUGUGCACUCUGCGCAGGAGGCUGCUGCAGGCCGAGAAGUUCACCCCGGCCCGGGAGGACAUCCUGGUGCAGGACCUGGAGGAAGCCCGGGAUGGCCGCACAGAGCUGCUGGAGCAGAUCUGCUGCCUGAGGGAGGAGAGCGAGAAACUGGCGCGGGAGAGGGGACAGCUCCUGGAGGAGAAGGAGGCCAUGGAGCUGCAGGUGAAGAAGCUGUCUCUGGACUGUGAGAUGUACCAACAGAAGAGCACUGUCAUUCAGAGCCAGCUGAGGGAGCUGCAGGCGGAGAGAGACCAGGCCUACCUGCUGCGGGACGAGGCCCAGGCCCAGAUCGCCUGCAGCCUGUCGGAGAAGGACACCCUGCGGGCGCACGUGGUGGAGCUGCAGGAGAAGCUCUUCAGCCUCAGGGCCCAGGGCGCCCAGAGGCCCCUGCAGGGCAACCCCAGGGACAGAAUGUACAGCUGGGAAUCCGGCAGUGACUGCCCCCCGUCCAGCCCCCCUCAGCCGCGCCAGCGGCCCAGACUCCGCCGCAUGGAGGCCGUGUGUCCUAAAAACGUCAGAGACCCGGACUCCAACACCGAGAGCUGUGAAGAAGGCUUCAGCAGUUUCCGGUCUCACUGCGCGGAGCCCCCGGGGCCCGAGUCCCUCCGCAGGCGGCAGGAGGAACUGCAGCUUCGCGCUGACAGCCCUGACUUGACGGACUGGGAGGUGACAUCCAUUGCUGGCUUGGAGAGUGACCUUCCACCCAUAUCUUUUCAUGAUAUUUCUAAAGGGGAUGACACAGUGCUCACUCCCAGGCCUGCGCCCUCUCUCCGCUCCAGUGCCAGCAGCUCUGGCGACGGGCCCACUGCUCCACCCUUUCUGGUCCGCUUGCGACCAAAGGCCUUGCGCAUCUCCGGACGCAUCAUGACCAUCUCCUUCCAGGGGGAGGCGCUGUUGAACCAGCUGCAGGUGAUCGGGGGGAACAAGACAGGCGUGUUCGUGCACAGCGUCGCAGAGGAGUCGUCAGCUCAAAGCGUGGGCAUCUGUCCCGGAGCGCAGAUCCUGGAGGUGCGGUGGGAGCAGGGCCGGCGCUCCACCCGUAUGGUGCUGGAGGACUCCACUCUGGAGGAGGCUCUGUGGGCACUGGGCCAGGUCCGGGGCUUCUGCCACGUCUCGCUGCGGCCCAACCAGGACGGCUACGACAAGCUGCAGCUGCAGCUGAAGAGCGGCGAGGUCACGUCGGGGGACUCCUUCUACGUGCGCGUGAACAUGGCUCUGCCGGGAGGGCCCUCCGGGGCCCUCAGCGUCACCUGCAACGACAUCCUGCACGUGACCAACACCAGGCACUGCGCCGACGGCUUCUGGAAGGCCAGCCACGUUCACGCCUGCAAGCUGCAGGACCUGAAGAGCGGCACCCUGCCCAACUACUACAGAGCCCAACGCCUGCUAAUCCGAGCUAUCGAGGACAUGGCCUUCCAUCACAGACCUGAACGGAAGUCGGAGCGGAGUCAGGCCCAGGAGAAACAGAAGUUUGUGCGCAUCGUCAGCACGGGCCGCCUGGGGCCCAACCCCCUGUGGGUGAGCGUGGAGGAGGCGGGCUCUGAGGAGGAUAUGGAGGCGGGGGACAGUGCUGUUCCCAGGAGCUGCGUGACCCUCAUGCCCUACACCCUCGUCACACCACACCACCCACCGACCUCACGUCCAGUCCUCCUCUUUCCCACAAUGCUCGGUCGCAUCAUGGAUAAAAAGCUGGGAAGCCUGCAGGGCUUCCAGAUGUGUGAGCCAGAGGUGCUGAAUGCCAGCGAGUACGCCCUGCGGACGCAGAGAGCUGAAGUGCUGGAGGACUGCGAGGCAGGCGGCCAGAAAUGCUACACUCUGCAGGGUGUGGAGAGAGUGAUAAAGCAGGGGUGCCACUGUGUUCUGCCCCUGGGCCUGGACUGUGUGCGACGACUGCACAAAGCAGAGAUCUACCCCAUCAUCAUCUACAUCACUUCCACGGACCGCAGCGCACGCAGACUCAGAGCGAAGCUUCAGCGACACGGCUGGUCGGAGGAGCAGCUCAUGGACUGCUCCCGCAGCGAGGAGCCCCUCCUGGACAAGCUGCCCUGCCUGUACCGCAGACUGCCCCCUGACAGCUGGAGCGACAGCAGCACCCUGCUGCGCGCGCUGCACAGCGCCACCCUGCUGGAGCAGAGCAAGAUAGUGUGGCUGGAGCCUGACCUGUGGUGACUGAUCCGCUGCCUGCUCCUGCCCAGCCUUUUAUACGCCUGUGUGAAGCACAUUUACUGGUCUCUCUUGUUUCUGACUUUCAUCAAUCCUUACAAACUGCCUUAUGAAUAUGCAAACCAUGUAUUGUAUAUGUGUAUGUGUGUGCGUACAACUGGGUAUGCACUUUGUUGUAGUUCGCUCUGGAUAAGACCGAGGCCAAACGCCUAUAAUGUAAUGUAACAGACAAAGUCCUGGGUGUUGUCAACUUGGCCCAGCCGUUUCUGUGAGUUUGAAUUCUGAGCUCAAAGGAAAGGGCGACGCACUUGUUGGUUUGAAAGUGAAGCAAUGUAACUGACGAUGCUGAAGAGUAAUUGGGCACAGUGGAGUAUUGUGAUGGGCAGUGCCUGAGAGAACAGCACUGAUGCAGAAGGUGGCCAUCAGUCAUCGCCUGCCAUGCCAGGAAUGAGGAUGUAAGGUGGCUUGCCGGGAACUCCCCUGAUUCAUCACUGAGUUAUAUCCUGUUGUUAGUUAGCUCCUCCUUCUUCUUGACAGCACUGAUUCAAAUCUUCCAGCCAGCCCUGCCAAAAUAUGUACCAUCAAGCCUGGUGAGGACAUCGGGGAGGUAUCUGUCGUCAUUGUAACCACAAACUGUUUGGCUUGCCGAAUACAAUAUAAAAAUAUUAAAGGUUUCCCCUUUAGAUGCCAGGUGCCAUCUGUAUAUUUCAAUCAGCAGGGUGAUUCCUGUGUCAUUGCACAAGAGCUACACCUCUGGUCAGUUUGGUGCCUACAGUCUACGGUGCACAGGGGUUCUGCCAUCAGUGCAAUGGCUGCAUACAUAGGGCAUCCUGUCCAGUGCAAUGUAAAAGCAAGUGAGGUUUGCAGCUGUCUCCUGAAUUGCCUGAAAAUGAUGCCGAUAUGACAUGGGCCUAUGAACACAACAGGUUACCUAGUUUACAUGACAGUCAUGUUAUCUCCGUGUAUUUCCAUUAUUGGAACUUCAAUCUUAUGCAGGGCUUUGUAUGUGAUGUAGGUAUUUGCAUCGCAAACCCAGCAAACAUGUGAAAUGCUGUAUUGUGUCAGUCUUUCACUGUACCAUUCAGAUGUUCCAUUUUCCCUUCCAGAUGAUGGUUCAUCAAAUAUGUAAUUGUCAAUAAAUAUUAAUUACUGCACUGACUA
This is a messenger RNA of Conger conger (European conger), 4408 nucleotides long. RefSeq names its product caspase recruitment domain family, member 14 (gene card14). The record is from RefSeq and is a predicted model, not a curated record. The coding region runs from base 260 to 3253 and encodes 997 amino acids. Gene Ontology annotation, biological process: regulation of apoptotic process. Gene Ontology annotation, molecular function: protein binding. Lineage: Eukaryota; Metazoa; Chordata; Actinopteri; Anguilliformes; Congridae. The transcript has 21 exons.